Molecule: messenger RNA, 962 nt
Organism: Corticium candelabrum
Lineage: Eukaryota; Metazoa; Porifera; Homoscleromorpha; Homosclerophorida; Plakinidae
Product: riboflavin-binding protein-like
Exons: 1
Coding region: 30-758 (242 amino acids)
Cellular component (GO): external side of plasma membrane
Molecular function (GO): signaling receptor activity
Source: RefSeq, a predicted model, not a curated record
UAUUUUUUGGUCUACGAGUCUGCACUAGAAUGGUAUUCACUUUGGUUGUGAUCAUUGCUCUAUUUACUCUUGCCAACCAGAUGGUAGUACAAGCUGCUGACCUGACAUGCAUUAUUGGACCUCAUCACAAAGCGUCUCCUUCACCUGAGCCCGACAUUAGAGCAGAUACUGCAUGCAGCCGAUAUUCCAGCCUUUCUUGCUGCACAGCUAACACCUCGCAUUCAAUUGACCAACAGGGUGAGCGAGAGCUGUACAAUCACCACUGGGAUGACUGCGGUAUGAUAUCAACUGAAUGUGAACGCUACCUGAAAGUCGACACCUGUUUUUUCUCAUGCGAUCCCUAUUUUGGACAGUGGAAAACCUCGGAGACGGAGGAAUUGCCAGUUUCUGGUCUACCUGUAUGCGCUUCCUCUUGUGACGAGUGGUUCGACGCAUGCAAAGACGUACCUGUUUGUGCACAAAACUGGUUAACAGACUUCAAAGAAGAUAAUGAAACGGGCCGUUUGCAUUGCGUCACAAAGACAUGUAGUACCUUUGCAGAACGGUAUCAAAAUGGCAAGGGACUGUGUGAAACCAUAUGGGGAGAUGGAUACCGAUAUGUUGCAGAUAACGAUAAUUGUAUGGUAUUUGACUUCACUGGUGACAAUCCUAAUGCAAACGUGACGAAAGACAUCAGUGGAGCUCAUAGCUUUGAACGCAGGCAAAGUAGUCUGUCGUUUGUGCUUGCAUUCUUGUCAUAUAUUCUUCUCCAGUUCUGAAGAAAGAAACGGUUGGUCACCAAUACCAGAGUGGAAACUUUAUGAUGAGAUGCAUGGUCAUACACAAGUCUCUAUAAUAUUCCACCCUUUAAUAUACCAUGAUUGUUAUGUGUAGCAAUAAAUGACGUCUGUAGUGCAUGCAUGUACGUUUCACUUUCUGUCAUUUAACCGUAUUUGAAUGACACCGUCUUCGAAUAAAUGGUU